AUGAAACUGAAACUUAUCUCUUCAGAAGAAUAUUUUCUCUCCAGGAGUCAGAGUUUCUUCUUCGUCUUGACUUUGACAGAAAAACCCUAAAAGAUACUCAGAAAUGUCUGCCGCCAGCUGCAUGCUAUCUGAGGAGCAGUUUCUGUGCUCCAUCUGUCUGGAUGUGUUCACUGAUCCAGUCUCCAUACCAUGUGGACACAACUUCUGCAAGAGCUGCAUCACUCAUCACUGGGAUGUUAAUGACCAGUGUGAGUGUCCCAUGUGUAAAGAUGUGUUUGAAAAACGUCCUCAGCUUCGAGUCAACACGUUCAUAUCAGAGAUGGCUGCUCAGUUCAGACAGUCGGCUGUGAAGAAAUGCAGCAGAAUGUCUCUGAAGAAAAACACCAACUCUGGAGAAGUUCUGUGUGACGUCUGCACUGAAUCCAAACUGAAGGCUCUGAAGUCCUGCCUGAUGUGUCUGACCUCCUACUGUGAGACUCACCUGGAGAUUCAUCAGAACAUGACAGGUCCUACAAAGCAUGAGCUGGUCGAUCCUGUGGAGAACCUGCAGGACAGAAUGUGUGAAGGUCACAGCAGACCUCUGGAGAUGUUCUGCAAGACGGAUCAGAUGUGUGUGUGUCUCAGCUGCACUGAAUCAAAUCACAAGCUUCACUGUAUUGUUCCCUUGAUGGAGCAAUUUGAAAAGAAGAAGGCUGAGCUGAGUGAGACGGAGACAGAAAUUCAGAAAAUGAUCAAGGAGAGACAUCUGAAGAUUCAGGAGAUGAAGGAUUCAGUGGAGCUCAGCAGGGCAGAUACUGACCGGGAGAAAUCAGACAGCGUGCAGGUCUUCACAGCUCUGAUCCGGUCUGUCGAGGAAGGCCUGGCUCAGCUUCUUGACUUACUUGAGGAGAAGCAGAAAACAACAGAGGAGAAGGCUGAAGGCUUCAUCAAAGAGCUGGAAGAUGAAAUCUCUGAGCUGAUGAAGAGAAACACUGAAGUGGAGCAGAUCUUAAGCACUGAAGACCACCUCCAGUUCCUCCAAAACCUCCCAUCCCUGAACCCUGAUCACCCACCCACUGAAGACUGGACGGAGGUCAGAGUUCACUCAUCGUAUGAGGGGAUGGUGAGGAGUGCUGUGGCUCAGCUGGAGGAGAAACUCAGUGAAGAAGUGAAGAAGCAGCUUGAGUCUGAGCUGAGGAGGAUCCAGCAGUAUGCAGUGGACGUCACUCUGGAUCCUGAUACUGCAUAUCCAUUUCUCAUUCUGUCUGAUGACGGGAAACAAGUAUAUUAUGGUAAAAGAAAGAAUCUCCCAGACAACCCAGAGAGGUUUUCUAUGACAGCUUGUGUUUUAGGAAAGCAGAGUAUUUCUGCAGGAAAGUUUUAUUUUGAGGUUGAGGUUAAAAAUAAAAGUAAAUGGGAUUUAGGAGUGGCCCGAGGGUCGAUUAACAGGAAGGAAACAAUCUCACCAAGACUAGAGACAGGCCCUUGGGUUCUGAUGUUGAGGAAUGGAGGUGAUUACAAAGCUGUCGGUGGCGUUCUCCUCUCUCUGAAGUCAAAGCCUCAGAAGGUGGGCGUGUUUGUAGAUUACGAGGAGGGUGUGGUCUCUUUCUAUGAUGUAGAUGCAGCAGCUCUCAUCUACUCCUUCACCGGCUGUAACUUCACUGAGAAACUCUUCCCCAUCUUCGGUCCCUGUUUAGAUGACCGUGCCCCUCUGAUCAUCACUCCUGUGAGCCAAACACAGUAAAUAAAUCAUUAAAUGAUCUCAGUGUGAGAUAAGCUUUGUGUUGGUGGUGAAGCGGAGAGCACCAUUAACACACCUACCCAUAGAUGUUUCAUUGAUUUGAGAUCUAGGACAAACAUCCAUCUCUGUGCAGGGGAUCAACAAGUGGAGAGCUCAAACUGGAUCCAGACUGGAGUCGUUCUAAACUCAAACUGGAACAGUUCAUAAAGAGGACUCAGUCUUGUGGUCAUAUUUGAUCUUGCUCUUCCUGUUUUACUUUGUUUUAUUGUACGAUAGUUUGUAUCCUGUACUCUUCUGUCUGUUGUUGCUGUGCUUGUUUGGGUCUGUUCAUCUGUUGUUGACGUUGAUGUCUUUUACAGAACCAUCUAGGGAGGGCGAUGCAAAUUAACUUCGGCUGUUAAAGCUGUGGUGUGUGGCAUCACUUUACUUGCUCCAUACUUGUCCUUAUACAAAUAGGUACAGGCUGGGUGUUCUCCUCUAGAACAAACUGAGACACUGGAUUGUUACGUGUGCGUGUAUUUGGGGUUCUCAGUUUAGUCACUGUAUGUUAACGAGUUUGAUAGCUCGGAGGAAGACGAUCUCGUGAAUCAUAUGUUGAAAAUGAUGAUGAAACGUUGUAAUGAAGAGGUACUUCCUUCCUAGUCGUGCACCGGUUUAAAGGCCGUGGUGUGGGCACUUUAUGGAGUCACAUCAUCAAUUUGCACACUAAGGUAUCUUGGUUUUGUCUGAAGUUUUUAUUGAGUAUUUGGGUGUUUUGUUUGUAGUGUAUGUCCUCCAGGUUCUGCAUGCAGCUGCUGCUCUGCAUUAGAUUGACAGCUGCCUGCACAACAGAGAGAUGUUACCCGCAGAAGAUGAAUUGAAUGCCGUUCUGUUAAGUAGUCGGGUGUUUUCUGUGCAGAAUGUGUUUUCUUUAAAGUGCAGUGUGCAAGCUGGAGUGUAAAUGUGCUUUCACAAAGUGACCACAGCUUUAAACCAGUGCACGACCAAUAACAAAAUAUAUACUUAAUGUACUGUUCUGUUGGUGCUGUGUUUCCUUUAUUCUCAUCUUGAGCUUGUUUUAAUUUAAUGUAAAAUAUCCUAACGAUGCUCAAUCAAAUUAAAGAGGACAUAUUAUCCCCCUUUUCCACUUUUUCAAACAGUCCCCUGUGGUCUAAAUGAAACAUCUGAGCUGUGCUUUGGUCAAAAUAUAACAUGAAUCAAGCACCAGAGGAGGUUUGUGACCCUGUAUAAACCAGCUCUCUCAGAACGCUCCAUUUUGGUGUGUGUGUGUCUCUUUAAAUGCAAUGAGCCCUCCCCUGAGUUUUCCCCGUAGACAUCACUCCUCUGUAGCGAGAAUAAAAAUGGCCGACCUGAGUUAAAGUUUUGCUCUAGGCUGGGGGAGGAGUCCAUGGGUGGAGAUACCAGGGGAGGGGAGGGGAUUUUUCUUACCAGAAUCCCACUGUGACAUCACAAGGAGAGCACAUUUGAAACAGAGCAUUUUUCUCUGUGUUGUAAGACUUAUGCAGACCACAAACAAAGGACUGGAUGGGUUAAUUUCACAUUUUGUGGGUCAGUAGACACUCAGGUUACCCAAAUAUAUGUUCAGAAACACUGUAACAGUGUUCAUAAUAUGUCCCCUCUAAACUAAUGGAUCUGUGCUCAGUGUCAUUAGAGUCUCAUAGAAACUCAAGACGUGUUUAAACUCAGCGACAUUUAUCCAGAAGAAAAGCUGAUUUAAAUUCCCUCUGACUUCAAAGAGAGAGUUUCCACAUAUUCACUCUCCAGACUUUAACGCCUGAAGGCCUCAAUCAGGAAUACCACAUUAAAUAUUUCCUCUAAACAAUCUUCAAAAAAACAUUUCUCCAAAAAAUGUUAAAAAUGUUAAAUUGAUGAGAAAACAUGAGAAGGUGAUGACUGCUUUAAAUGACGAGACAUGAAGCGACCUUGUUUCAAAUGUUUCAAAUAUAAACUAUUUAAAUGGGUAUGUUGUUAAAACUUGGACGCACAUCUGUAAAAAUGAAUCGAAACGUAGAACAUGUAAACAUGAUGAACAUCUGUAGUAAUCAGAUGUGUUUCCUGCUCUUCACAUUUUAACGCUGUCUGCUUUUUGGAUUUGUCUGUGUUGAUGUUUUUAUACGAUGUCUCUUGUAUUAGUUCGGUAAAUAAAUAAUGUUAUGACUAUA
Labrus mixtus (cuckoo wrasse) is the source of this 3882-nucleotide messenger RNA. Its product is annotated as E3 ubiquitin-protein ligase TRIM39-like. The transcript has 3 exons. The record is from RefSeq and is a predicted model, not a curated record. Gene Ontology annotation, molecular function: zinc ion binding; protein binding. NCBI's taxonomy places the organism in Eukaryota, Metazoa, Chordata, Actinopteri, Labriformes, Labridae. Bases 104 to 1723 code for a protein of 539 amino acids.